GUUCCUGGCGCGCGGGGGGCACCCGGCUGGCCCACGCGUCACAGAGGCAGGGGUUCUAGCAGCGGCGCGUGGCAGGGUCCUGCAUGUUCCCAGGUUUGGAAAGGCCUUUUAAAGCAAUGGCGCUGAUGAAGAGCGGCUGGCUUUGGAGACAGAGUUCCAUUUUGCGACGCUGGAAAAGGAACUGGUUUGUCCUGUGGCUAGACGGUGGCCUUGUAUAUUACCAGGAUGAGACUCAGCGUGACCUGGAGGGCAGGAUCCACAUCAAAUUCAACUGCCGGGACAUAAAGACUGGCCGCGAAUGCAGAGACGUGCAGCCCCCGGAAGGGAAAAGCCGAGAUUGCCUGAUGACGAUUGUGCUGCGAGAUGGCUCCAAAGUGACCCUGUGUGCAGAGAGUGAGGACGACGCGGUCGCCUGGAAGAUGGCAGUGCUGGAGGCGAAAAACACCCCGGUCCAUAUGUACGACCCAUAUGACGACUAUUACCAGACAGUGCCCUUGGAUUCCCACCAGACCAUGUACGUCAGCUCAGGAUACUACGGCACCCAGUACGGAGCGCCUGGAGUGACUCACGUGAUUGUCCGCGAGGACCCCUACCGCGUGUCGGGAGACCAUAUGGCUUUGGGCCUGCUGGCCGGCGCCGCCACCGGGGCCGCCCUGGGAUCCUUCAUGUGGAUGCCGUGCUGGUUCUAAGAACUCGCUCGCCCGCGGGACGCCUCUGGACCAAGCGCUUGACCAAGAAGUUUGAGUUCCCUCCAGGCGGCCUGCGGGGCGAUGCCCUAUAACGUAGAUCGUUGUAAGGUUCCCCUCCCAUCCCCGAUGAGUCCGCACUUUGCUUGGCAUGCCUGACUAGGCGCAUUGGUGGCAUAAAUUUUCCUUUGCCUCCUAACCCAGCAGUCAUUUAAUUUUCUCAUCACUCAACACAAUCCAGACGCCCCUGGCCCACCCUGACCUAGGCACUGUGCUGCCCACCCAGACCUCAACCAGGGCCAAGCAGAGAGCGCUGUUGUUCUGGAGG
This is a messenger RNA of Emys orbicularis (European pond turtle), 1014 nucleotides long. RefSeq names its product pleckstrin homology domain containing B1 (gene PLEKHB1). NCBI's taxonomy places the organism in Eukaryota, Metazoa, Chordata, Testudines, Emydidae. The transcript is spliced from 7 exons. Gene Ontology annotation, cellular component: membrane. Gene Ontology annotation, biological process: regulation of cell differentiation. The coding region runs from base 84 to 689 and encodes 201 amino acids. The record is from RefSeq and is a predicted model, not a curated record.